AACGGUUUUAUUCGAUACUUAUCCACAACGCAGUUCAUAGAACACACGCCCUGUGCAGUCUCAUCCUUCGGGUGUCUUCAAACAGGUCCGGUACAAUCCAGUAAAGCGCCCUACACCAGUAGAUAGUAGCCAGCCAGUAAAUUGUAGUAAAAUUCACUCACCAAGAAAAUUACUCCAAGAAGGGAUGGUUCCGGCGCAGUUGACGAUUGCUGUCGGUUUUUUGUUCGCCGUUUCCGUAUGUCCACCGUCUACCGCAGCAAAAAAGUCAACUUCCGCAGCUCGUACUCGAAGUCUUGAGAGCAGUUUGGAUGAUGAACUGAUACCAUCCUACGAAUGCGCACAUCGUAGUCGAGAUUGGACUCUGCGGUGCAUGGUGCCGGUGACUAAUUUUCAAAUGUCUCUUGAUCUGUGCGGAACGAAGCAGAAGCCUGAUGAACAUCACGUCCAAGGUUGUGUGAAGGAGCUCUACAUUCUCGGAAAAUCUUGCCCGCAGACGUCGAUGAUGGAUGCAGCGAAGGAAAUGAUGCACCAAAAAAGUCCUCCACCACCGCCAUCGCCAUCGAAGAGUAAGCCGAAAAAACCACAGCCAACAAAUCCUCUUGAAAAUAGUCUGCCCCAGCUGUCGAAAGCAUAUUCUACAGGCAAAAACAGUGGCAAGAAGAAGGAAAAGUUUGAUCUUUGAUUCUACAAUAUGAAAUGUUUAUGAAUUUAAGACAUUACAAUCUGUAUUAUAGAAAAGACAA
This is a messenger RNA of Aedes aegypti (yellow fever mosquito), 743 nucleotides long. RefSeq lists its product as uncharacterized. The record is from RefSeq and is a predicted model, not a curated record. Lineage: Eukaryota; Metazoa; Arthropoda; Insecta; Diptera; Culicidae. The coding region runs from base 185 to 682 and encodes 165 amino acids. The transcript is spliced from 3 exons.